Molecule: messenger RNA, 1778 nt
Organism: Myotis davidii
Lineage: Eukaryota; Metazoa; Chordata; Mammalia; Chiroptera; Vespertilionidae
Gene: HMGN5
Product: high mobility group nucleosome binding domain 5
Exons: 6
Coding region: 139-1215 (358 amino acids)
Biological process (GO): chromatin organization
Cellular component (GO): nucleus; chromatin
Molecular function (GO): nucleosomal DNA binding
Source: RefSeq, a predicted model, not a curated record
GGGAAGGAGGCGAGGCGAGUACAGGUCGUGCUGCAAUUAGUUCAUUGAAAACUCAGUUGCUCUCGGAGCGGUCGAGCGGAGACUGCCUUCAGCUUUUUUUCUGCUGACUGUUAAAAUCUCCUGUAGAGAGCUGCAACAAUGCCCAAAAGAAAGGCUGCAGGUCGAGGUGAUAUGAGGCAGGAGCCAAAGAGACGAUCAGCCAGACUGUCUGCUAUGCCUGUGCCCAUUUUACCAGAGUUGAAGCCAAAAAGAACAUCAACUCCAAGGAAAAUGAAAAAAGAUGAUAUGAUGGGGGAAAAUGCAGAUACAAGUGCCCCAACAAUAGCUGAAACCAAGCAAGAAGUUAUUAAAGAAGAAUACAAUGAAAAUGCUGAAAAUGGAGAAGGCAAAAUUAUAGAGGCACCAGCUCCUGAAAAAGAGCCUGAGGAAAUAAAAGAAAAAAAAAUGGAAGCUGUUGAAAAAGAAGGAUCAGAAAAGAAAGAAGCAGUGCCAUUGGAAGAAAAGAAAAACGAAAAAGAAGAUCAAAAAGGAGAUGGAAAAGACCAAAACAAGGAAGAAGAGAAAAGAGAAGAUGGAAAAGAGGGUGAAGAUGGAAAAAAUAAAGAAGAUGGAAAAGUGGAAGAAGACCAAAAAGAGAAAGGAGAUGAAAAAGAGGGUGAAGAUGGAAAAGGGACAGAAAAUGGCAAAGAGGAAGAAGAUGAAAAAGAGGGCGAAAAUGGGGAGGGGAAAGUAGAAGAUGGCCAAGAAUGUGAAAAUGAAAAAGAUAAAGGUGAAGGUGAAAAACAAGAAGACAGAAAAGAGGAAGGAGAUAAAAAAGAGGAAGAAGAUGAAAAAGAGGGUGAAAAUGGGGAGGGGAAAGUAGAAGAUGGCCAAGAAUGUGAAAAUGAAAAAGAUAAAGGUGAAGAUGAAAAACAAGAAGACAGAAAAGAGGAAGGAGAUAAAAAAGAUGAUGAAGAUGAGAAAGGUGAUGAAAAUGAGAAAGAUAAUGAAGAUGGAAUAGAGGAUGAAGAUGGAAAAGAGAGUGAAGAUGAGAAUGAUGAUGAAGGUGGAAAUGAGGAGAAAGAUGGAAAAGAGAAAGUAGAAAUUGGAAAAGAGGAGGAAAAUGGAAAAGGAAAUGGGAAAGAUAGAAAGGAAAAGGAAAAUAAGGCUGAAGUUGAAAAGGAAGUAGCUGAAAAAGAAGGUGUCCAAAAAGAAGUGUCUCAGAGUAUUGUUUAAGGCUGUCCUACGUAGUUUCAUAAUUUGGUAAUAUGUACCUUCAUGUUGUAAUGUUAAUAGAGAUAAAUAUUUUUAUCAAAUAUUUUAUAAACAUGUUUUUUCUUUAGCAUUAACUGACUUUCAGAAUAUAUUCAUACUGAUCAUUAGCCACGAAUUUCUUAACAUGAAAACUUUAUAAAUCUUGUGAUUAUAAUAGAGGAAUAUAUAGAAAAAACAUGCUUGAAACUUUGUCAGUAAAUUUCCUUUGGGGUAAGUUAUGUGUUAAAUCUUUGAAUUUUACUUCCGUAUGUGAUAAUUUCAUAAAGUGGAGAGAUCUCAAAAGAAAAAUGGUAUGUGGUUCUCUAAGUUGCUUUUAUGAAGAAGGUGAACUAUUUUCAUGUAAUGUUGAGGAGUUAAAAUUAUCUUUUCCAAAUGUGACUUUAGUAGUAGUUUGGGAAAAAAUAAAAUUAUAAUUUCAUUUUAAAAGAAAUGAAAGUGUUUCUUUCAGAAGGGCAGUUCUGAUUAUAUGUGUAUACACAAAAAUUUACUGGAUUUAUCUUAAUAAAAUUUUUCUUCAAAGAUUA